This is a messenger RNA of Cladocopium goreaui, 1803 nucleotides long. NCBI's taxonomy places the organism in Eukaryota, Dinophyceae, Suessiales, Symbiodiniaceae. The record is from the annotation of a GenBank genome assembly.
AUGGGCGAUAGCGGCACCGCCGGCAACACCACCACAGUUUCCUGGGUGCCGGUUCUCGAACAGUUGCGAGGAUUCAACUUCGGCCCCGGUCGCGCUUACAACGUUGCCCAAGGCGGAGCGACCACAUCCUCGGUGCUCUCGUCAGGUCAGCACACCGAGCUGGCCUCCUUAGUCAACGACGGGGAUGUCACGUUCGGGGCACUUCUCAUCGGCACCAACGACUUCGGCGCAAACGGCACGGGAGCCCUCAUCGCUUCAGGCCUACUGACCGGGCAGCCUUUGCAAGACUGGCUCGACCAGCGGGCCAACAACAUCAUCACGGCCACCGACACGGUAUUAUCCGCUGGCCCCGAGGGCUUCUUGUUGUUUGGCGUGGCCGAUGUCACGCUGCUCCCAGGCGGUCGCUCCCUCAUCACCACACCAGAACAAAAGCAACGAGUUGGCGACGCGGUUGAUGAAAUCAAUCGCCAGAUUCGAGGAUACGCUGAAACAUCUGGCAUCGCCUACUUCGACACGGCCGCGGCCAUGCGAGAUCUGCUUGGCGGCACCACCGCCUCGCUCGGCGGAGUUUCGAUCAACCUCACCACAGGGAACAGCGAUCCACACCAUUUCUUCCGCGAUCAGAUCCACCCGAACGUGCUCGGCAAUGGUGUGAUCGCCAACAUGGUGAUCGCUAGCCUCAACGAGGCCUACGGUGCUGGCAUCGCUCCGCUCAGCGACUACGAACUGCUACAAAUGGCUGGGCUGGAAAACGAAUACGUCGAAGAGACCCUUUCUACCGUUGACCUCAGCCCUUACAUCGUGGUUCCCGAGCCCGCCUCUGCAUUGCUACUCCUCUUUGCAGUGCCAGCUUUCGCUGCCGCCGCCAGGUGGACUGCUUUUCUGCUUGGAAUGCUAAUCGCUGCCGCGGCGUGCUGCGCUCGCGGUGAAGAAGCCCCCGGGGAGUUCGACUGGUCGAUCUUCCGCCUGCCGCCCGCCGAUGCCAUCGCCGCUCCUGGAGCCAUCGAUCCACCUGUGGAAGAGCUUCCAGAAGUGCCUGUCGAGGAACCGGAGCCCCCAGCCGAGGAAGAAGCGGUCGAAGAAGUCGAGGGCGACGAUCCUGAACCCGUGCCGGAUGCCGUGUGGUAUCAGCCGAGCACCUGGUUUAUCCCACCGUACUGGGAUGUCGGUUUUCAAUUUGGCCUGAACAAUGCGACGGGCAACACCGAGGCCUCGAGUAUGCAGGUUGGCGGUAACGUCAAACGUAAGACCGAAGAAACAGUCUUCACGCUCAAAAUGCAGUACUCGCAAGGGCGUAACAACGGCGUAGAAAAUGAAAACCAGGCGUUCAUGAUGGGCCGCAACGAGUGGACCUUGGGUGAGUCGCCUUGGAGCCUGUUCGUUACCGGCACCUUGGAAUACGACCAGUUUCGUGCGUUCGACUUGCGUCUCGCGUCCCACGCUGGUCUUAGUUAUCUGUUUUUCGACACUGAACGACUCGAAGUUGCUGGCCGAGUCGGUUCUGGUGUGUCGCGCGAAUACGGCGGCCCCGAUGAUGAGUACAUCCCGGAAGCCAGUUUCGGCGGCGACUUCGAGUGGUGCAUUACUGAGGCACAGAAGUUCAGCACGAAUGUUGAUUACUACCCCGACUGGUCGGACUUUACCGACUACCGUAUCAACACCGAAGCAGGCUGGGAGAUCGCCCUCGAUGGGCCCAUGGAUAUCAGCCUGAAGCUUUCGGUGAUCGAUCGAUACGACAGUACGCCGAAUGGCCGCAAGCACAACGACUUAAGCACCGCCAUGUUGGUGAUCUGGAAGCCGUAA